CUUGAGCUUCUGAUAAUUGAUUCCUCUCCCACCUUUAUAAGCAAAAGCUUAGGAUAUGGCUAUUUGUAAGAGAAACCAUCCCAAUAAUGAUGUCUCAAAGUCCAUGUUCAUCAUCACCAUCAUCAUCUUAUUACUAUCCUCUCAAGUCCUUUCCACCAAGAGCCCUCACAAUGCGACUCCUCCUAGUCCUGGAUACCUUCUCCACAAGCAGCCGGCUUAUGGUGGGAGGAAGGCCAUUGGAGAAAGAAUGAUGAAGAUAGACAUUGUCGACGAUUAUCCUCCGGCGAGAGUCAAGCCGCCGAUGCCAACACCUUGUUGUUAAGGAUGUUGAUGAGUAGCCAUUUUUAGUUUAAGAAAAAAGAAGAAGAAAAAAUAGUGGGUGUGAAGUUGUAAGGAUAUUAAAUGAUGGGGGUAUAUUUGUAUCUCUACCAAAAUACAGAUGCCUAUAAAUAAUUAUUAUUUUUCCUAUUCUAAUUAAUUUGGUCGAGAGAUUAGCUCUCAUGUCAUGGCC
Linum tenue is the source of this 511-nucleotide messenger RNA. The record is from the annotation of a GenBank genome assembly. NCBI's taxonomy places the organism in Eukaryota, Viridiplantae, Streptophyta, Magnoliopsida, Malpighiales, Linaceae.